This is a messenger RNA of Anarrhichthys ocellatus (wolf-eel), 2166 nucleotides long. It is a transcript of the gene gucd1, whose product is annotated as guanylyl cyclase domain containing 1. Lineage: Eukaryota; Metazoa; Chordata; Actinopteri; Perciformes; Anarhichadidae. The coding region runs from base 390 to 1073 and encodes 227 amino acids. The transcript is spliced from 6 exons. The record is from RefSeq and is a predicted model, not a curated record.
GACAACAUGACCACAGAGAAGAAGCUUCUCAGUAUGCUAGCAAACAACAGAGAAGUCAAGCAGAGCAGCAUUUUAGAAAGAGGCACCGACCUAAAAAACUUGCUAAAAAAAUACAAAUUGUCCCCUUGUACCCUUUAUUUGUUUAGUUAACUAAUAAGUGUAUGUGCUGCAGUGGCGCGUGUCGCGGAGCUAGCCUCGCUAUUUAUGCAGCUAACCGGCCAACUGACCAGUUCCUACUGUUAGCCUGACAGCUAACGUUUAAACUGGCAGUUGGGCAGCCCGGUUUCUGCUCGUUAGCAUCCAUGAAGAAACCCAACCCUGGAUAAAUAUGCUGUGAGCAAGACUGACCGGCUCGUCUCGAGUUAGCUAGUAAGAAAGAAUACAACAGAAUGACAGAGGAUGCCGUCUUGCUGGAUGUCCCUGUCAUUCGGCAGCUCUACCACUGGGACUGUGGGUUAGCCUGCUCCAGGAUGGUCCUCAAGUACCUCCAUCCAGUCAGCGAUGAGGAGUUUCAGAGAGCAUGCUGGGAGCUCAAGCUGACGGAGAGUGUGUGGACUAUUGACCUGGCCUACCUCAUGUGCCAUCUAGGAAUCAAACACUGCUUUUGCACCCAGACUCUGGGUGUUGAUAAGAGCUUUAGGAAUCAGUCCUUCUAUAAGAAACACUUUGAUACAGAAGAAGACAGAGUGAAUGAGCUUUUCCUUAACGCAGACAGCAAAGGUGUGGUGGUGAACAAAUGCUCUGUGACGGUUCAGGAAAUCCAGUCUCAUCUGGAGCAGGGCCACGUUGCCAUAGUGUUGGUUAAUGCCGUCGUCUUGACAUGUGAACUCUGCUCCUCGCCUGUCAAAUACUGCUGCUUCCUGCCUGUGGGCCAGAAGUGUUUCUGCAGGAAGCCGGAGUACCAGGGUCACUUUGUCGUAGUAUGCGGCUUCAACAGGACCACCGGCUGCGUUUUCUACAACAACCCAGCGUAUUCUGACCGGGUGUGCUGCACCAGCAUCGGUAACUUCGAGGAGGCUCGGCGGAGCUACGGGACAGACGAGGACAUCCUGCUGGUCUUUAAGGAGAGUUGAUUGACAGCGAUGAUGGGUUUGGAUUUCACUCUUCCUCAGCGCAUCGUUGUAGUGACCUGAUGCUGCAGGUCCACAGUCUCGGACUAGCGGUCCUCCCUGCUAUCGCAGAUCCCCCCCGGGGCCUUCCUCUCCGGUGCUAAGAAGCCCAACUGCUCACAUGACUGCUGCAGAUCCACCGCUCUUGUAAAGCCACCACCACCACUCGACCACUGCAGGACUAACAGCUGGGAGUUUCACAAAUCUAAGUUCAAUUUAUUUUUGUAUUCUCUUUUUUUUGGGGGGGGAUUAGCAGAUAGACCAAAUGGAUUUUUAUUGCGUCUUUGUUGAAUUUGAAUGACUCAAAUAUGAGCUAUUGAAAUCUCAAGCUGUGAGCAGAGUGUUUCAGACUUGUGGAACUACAGUGGAUGAAAUGUGGGAAUUGUGACAGAAGAAGACAUACCUGGAAAUAGUGUGCACAUAAUUCAGGGCUUAAAACAUUUAUUAUAAACAAUUUAUUUGUGCUUUUCAGUGUUGAAGUCCUGAAGAGACUCAUCAACAGCCUCACCUCCACUUGCCUUUUAAAAAAGAUAAAUCCUCCAAACUCACCUCAUCACGUUUUUAUUCUGAUUCUAUCAACAGGGAAUACAGGAAGUAGUUGUGCUUUGAGAGUCUCAGGUAGUUAAUGCCCUAAAGUGUGACAUCAUCCACAGAUAGUGCAAUGCAAUACCCCAUAAUGUCUGUGGAACUCAAUCCGCCUGCAGGAGGACGUGGACAUACUGAAACAUGUACUCACCAGAUUGAUUCAUUUCAAUAGAGAAAGAGCAGCCCAACAUGCUGACAGGCGGAGACAUUGUUCGGUUGUUCCGACUGUGCGGCAGAACAAGGUGGUGGAUCUUUGACUCGUGUCCUAAGUUGAAAGUGGUGAAGACCGUUCCUCGUUGUCACUUAAGUUUUAUUUUGUCAUUUUGGUAUUACGAGUAUGUUUUUUGCACUACACUUUCCAAACCAGACAUUAUGUGUUAUUUAAAUAAAUCAUGAAAUUGCUGUUCUUGAACCGAUAAGUGAUUUCUUCCUGGUUGUGCUUUUUCGGUAAGAAUAAACGGCAUGUUUUAAA